Molecule: messenger RNA, 1478 nt
Organism: Tinamus guttatus (white-throated tinamou)
Lineage: Eukaryota; Metazoa; Chordata; Aves; Tinamiformes; Tinamidae
Gene: SERPINI1
Product: serpin family I member 1
Biological process (GO): negative regulation of endopeptidase activity
Molecular function (GO): serine-type endopeptidase inhibitor activity
Source: RefSeq, a predicted model, not a curated record
GGUCUUAAAAUCUCAAGACAUGUAUUUCCUUGGACUGUUGUCUUUGCUUGUUUUGCAAAGUAAGGCCUUCAGCACAAACUCUCCUGAUGAAACCAUUGCGGAGCUUUCUGUCAAUGUUUACAACCAGCUGCGAGCUACGAGAGAAGAUGAGAACAUUCUUUUUUCUCCUUUGGGCAUUGUAAUAGCCAUGGGGAUGGUAGAGCUUGGAGCCCAUGGAACCACCUUGAAAGAAAUUCGACAUGCGUUGGGUUUUGACAGCCUAAAAAAUGGCGAGGAAUUUACAUUCUUGAAGGACCUCUCCGAUAGGGCAACUGCUGAAGAAAGUCACUACGUUCUGAAUAUUGCCAACUCUCUCUAUGUGCAGAAUGGAUUUCAUGUCAGUGACAAAUUUGUGCAAUUGCUGAAAAAAUACUUUAAAGCUGAAGUAGAGAACAUAGAUUUCAGUCAAAGUGUGGCUGUAGCCACCCACAUCAAUAAGUGGGUGGAGAAUCAUACAAACAAUAUGAUCAAAGAUUUUGUGUCGUCAAGCGAUUUUGGAGCCCUAACUCAUUUGGCUUUAAUCAAUGCAAUCUACUUUAAGGGUAACUGGAAAUCACAGUUCAGACCUGAAAACACAAGAACUUUUUCUUUCACUAAAGAUGAUGAAAGUGAAGUGCAAAUUCCAAUGAUGUACCAGCAAGGAGAGUUCUAUUAUGGGGAGUUCAGUGAUGGCUCCAAUGAAGCUGGUGGCAUCUACCAAGUUCUGGAAAUACCCUAUGAAGGGGAUGAGAUGGGCAUGAUGAUCGUUCUUUCCAGGCAGGAGGUUCCACUGCUCUCACUGGAGCCACUGGUCAAAGCCUCGUUGAUUGAAGAAUGGGCUAACUCUGUGAAAAAACAAAAAGUGGAAGUCUAUUUACCAAGGUUCACAGUGGAACAAGAAAUUGAUCUGAAAGAUGUCAUGAAGGGUCUUGGAAUUACGGAAUUAUUCAGCAGCAAUGCUGACCUUACUGCAAUGUCUGAUAACAAAGAGCUUUACCUUGGAAAGGCUUUUCACAAAGCAUUCCUAGAAGUUAAUGAGGAAGGAUCAGAAGCUGCCGUUGCCUCAGGAAUGAUCGCUAUUAGUAGAAUGGCAGUGCUGUAUCCCCAGGUUAUAGCUGAUCAUCCUUUUUUCUUUUUGGUCAGAAACAGAAGAACAGGUACUAUCUUAUUCAUGGGAAGGGUGAUGCACCCUGAAGCAAUGAAUGGAAGUGGCCAUGACUUUGAGGAGCUUUAGCUACCACCACCUGCCAAAAAAAAGAAAUAAGCACAUAAAGUUUGAAGUUAAUAUAUUUAAGGUUUGCUGUGUUUUUUCCCCAAGAUACUGUUUAAAAGCCUUUCAGGUUUAACUGUGGUUUAAAUUGCAAGUCAGUUUCUGGAGAAGUUUGCAGUAUUAAAAUAAUGUUUUGUUUCUGUAAUUGUGAUUGCUGUGUCCUUAAAAUAAAAUUGUAUACAUGUCAACA